UGUCAAUAGAUCUCUCUUUCUCUCUCUCUUCGCUCACUGUUCUUCGUUUCUCCUUCGAUUCUCUGUUUUCAGAUUUCUAAUAUCUCAGAUCCCACCAGCUCAAGAUGGAUACUAAUAAAGAUGAUGAUUUCACAUUCUCAAAGGUUAUGCCACCAGAUAGUGAAGUUGUUUCUGUAGAUGCCAAAGAUCUUGCAUCACGUGUAGACGGUAUUGCCCUUAAAGAUGGGCUAGAUCCUCAAACAAAGUCUCUGAACCAAGUUCCUCCAAAGGAAAAGACAGUUGGUUCUUUAUCUUUCACCGUGACUGACUCUUCUUCCUCUUCAAAACCAUCCAACGAAUCAUCUGAGAUUAUUAAAGCUAGAAAGCCUAUAACUCGUACAAAAGUCCCAUUUGAAAAAGGUUAUAGCCAAAUGGAUUGGCUCAAACUUACUCGAACACAUCCCGAUCUUGCAGGCCUGAAGGGAGAGUCGAACAGGAGGCUUAUAUCAAUGGAGGAAGUAAAGAAGCACAAAACAGGAGAUUCGAUGUGGACUGUUUUGAAAGGACGUGUGUAUAACAUAACGCCUUAUAUGAAUUUUCAUCCUGGUGGUGUUGAUAUGUUGAUGAAAGCAGUUGGGAGAGAUGGUACGUUAUUGUUCAACAAAUACCAUGCUUGGGUCAAUUAUGAUAUCUUACUUGAGAAAUGCCUUGUUGGUGUUUUGGAUGAUACCAAAGUGAAGAAGCAAGAAGCCUAAUGGCUUCAUGCUAAUCAUAUACUCAGUAAUAGAAUUCUUAAGUCAAAUAAGAGUUUUUGUUGUUCGAUUCUUCAAAUGAAAACGCUGAUCACAUUGAUGUAUUGUCAUUAGACUUUUACUACGCAACUCUUUGAUGUCAAUAUAUGUUAAAAGGUUUCCAGAGUCACUGAUCACAUUAUGUGAUUAACUCGUAUAGAAUUCUUAAGUCAAAUAAAAAGUUCUUUUAGUGUUUGAUUCUUCAAAUGAAAACGCUUAUCACAUUGAUGUAUUGUCAUUAGACUUUUACUACGCAACUCUUUGAUGUCAAUAUAUGUUAAAAGGUUUCCAGAGUCACUGAUCACAUUAUGUGAUUAACUCGUAUAGAAUUCUUAAGUCAAAUAAAAAGUUCUUUUAGUGUUUGAUUCUUCAGAUGAAAA
This is a messenger RNA of Eruca vesicaria subsp. sativa (arugula), 1150 nucleotides long. NCBI's taxonomy places the organism in Eukaryota, Viridiplantae, Streptophyta, Magnoliopsida, Brassicales, Brassicaceae. The record is from the annotation of a GenBank genome assembly.